AUGUCGGCGGACAAAGUAUUCCAUUCGAGGUCUGAGGGUAUCCCCUCAGAGGGAGUGAAGGACCAGUACGCUGACGGUAAAGCCGCGAGGGUCUGGAAGAAGUACAUUGGGGACAGUAACCAGCGCACGCAGAACUACAAGGACUUCCUUACGGGCCUACUCCGGAAACACAACUGCGUGAAAGUGCUCGAUGUUGCCUGCGGCACUGGCAUAGACUCCAUGAUGUUGGUGGACGAGGGCUUCAAGGUGGUCUCGGUGGACGCGUCCGAUAAAAUGCUGAAACACGCUCUAAAGGCAAGAUGGGAGAAGAGGAAGGAUCCAAGAUACGACGAGUGGGUAAUCGAAGAGGCCAGCUGGGAGACGCUACCACGUGAUGUUCAGUCCUUCAUGCCCGGGGCAACGUUCGACGCAGUUAUAUGCCUAGGCAACUCCUUCGCCCAUCUUCUAGACGAGUAUGAAGACCAGAGGACGCAGAAGAUGUGUUUGGAGAACUUUGCAAAGGUCCUCAAGCCCGGUGGCCUGCUGUUUAUUGACCACAGGAACUAUGACGCCAUGAUAGACAGCGGAGCAACGCCUGGACAUUCCAUUUAUUAUAACUGUAAAUAUCCAGUAGAUAUAAAAACGUCAGUGCUUGUAGUAGGCGGAAAGCCUGAGCUGGUCGCUCUGGACUACUGCAUCGGCGCUACAGCCGACGGAGAAAUUAGUGAGAGGAGUGAAUUCCGUCUCUGCUACUACCCGCACAAACUGGACAAGUUCACCGUCAUGCUUGACGAAGCUUUCGGCAACAAAGCCCAGCACAGCAUAUACGCAGACUUCAAGCCUCUCGAUCAAGUUGAAAAUCCGGCUUACUACAUUCAUGUUAUGCAGAAACCACUCUAA
Molecule: messenger RNA, 879 nt
Organism: Parnassius mnemosyne (clouded apollo)
Lineage: Eukaryota; Metazoa; Arthropoda; Insecta; Lepidoptera; Papilionidae
Source: the annotation of a GenBank genome assembly